This is a messenger RNA of Ogataea parapolymorpha DL-1, 1152 nucleotides long. RefSeq lists its product as hypothetical. Bases 1 to 1152 code for a protein of 383 amino acids. The record is from RefSeq and is a predicted model, not a curated record. Lineage: Eukaryota; Fungi; Ascomycota; Pichiomycetes; Pichiales; Pichiaceae. The transcript has a single exon.
AUGCGUCUUCAACAGUUCUGCGCGAUUGUGUGUACCAGUCUGUGCUUCAGUCGUCUCGCUGCAACCCUAAGCAUCCUGGUGCUCAAUCCGUCUCCGUAUGGAUCGAGUAUCUCCACCGCUUUCCACCAGGUGCUGAGUGCAAACCACAAGGUGAUAUCGGUUUCGCCGCUUCACCUAACCUCUAUUACAGAGAACGAAGUCACCAUCGACACCACUCCUAUUAGUGAUGCCGACCUCAAAGAUUUUUUGGACGAUCAGGAAUUCGAUUUGAACGACCUGCUUGGGCUCCAGGUCGGAGAGAAAUUUUACGGCUCCAAACAGAACGACAGAUGGUACGUCAAGGGCUCUGUGAUGGGCACUGCGCUUUUUGCACUCGACUAUCUGCUUCCGCACCACUACACAGAGAUGUCAUCGAUCGACUUAAUUAUCGUCGCGUCGUCGGGCCAUGUGGUGGACGGUUUGUACCGGCAACAGACGCACGUGGACCUGAGCGUGAUGAAACUCGCACAGACCAGAAACAUCCCUGUUUUAAACGUCAACAGCAACGAAGACCUGGACAUGGUAAUUGCCAGUCCUUUGGACGAGCAAAACUCCGACAAGGCCAGCGAACUUUUAGCGCUGUACCUGCAGAGAAUUGAGGCGCUGGUCGCGCAGCUUACGCACGAGGCCAGUUAUGGUAAACAUAACUUCCAUACCUCGCGUUCCCUACAAAGAUCGCCCAAACUGAGAGAGUACUUUGAACACGAGAGAUGGAACGAUAACCCUAGACUGCUGCCCAAUGGUGUGGGGCUCAACAUUAAUCUGCGCGCAGAGGCCUCGUGCAUGGAUACCAACAGAGACUUCAACUUUAUCGAGACCCGUACAAUAGGGGGAUAUAACAAGCUUCCGGCUUUGAGUUAUGAUGAAACCAGAGGUUUUGCCAAGAUCGACUCUGUCUACAGCAUCGACAACGAUCUUCCGCGGAACAAGGACAAAAUCCUCAGCGAGAUGAGUGUGGACAAUGGCGACUGCUUGAUCACUGUCACGCCUAUCAGCUGGUCUGGAGGAGACUUUGAGACCUAUAAUAUUCUUGGCAAAGUAGUUCAACAAUUGAAUGCGGAGCACCCGGACGAGAAGCCGAAACUUGUCCAGCAAAUUUUCGAUAGUACAUAA